UGUUUCCUCUGUCGUCGUUUCCCUCCGUUCUACAGCAGCCGGAACCCUCGGCACUCUGUCCGCUGUUUCCGGUGGGACACAUUUGACACGCACUAUCAUCUAGAAGAAGCUGGAAAGACAGUCGUUUCUUUGACGUUUGUAUAAUUAUGACUUCGAGUCCAAUGUUUCUGCUGUAAUAAUAAUAGGUUUCUGUGAAAAAACAAAAACAAAAUGGCUGCUCCUCCUCCGAGGUGUCCGGGCUGCGGCUCCUCCAACAUCGUACAAGAUGAUUUAUACGCCCAGGCUCAGAUGGUCUGUGUGGACUGUGGUGCCGUGGUGUCUGAGGGGUCGCUGGCCGAUGAACAUGUCGAAGGUUCAGGUGUGAAUUUUGUCGUAGCCAGGAAUUCACCCAAAAGAUUAUGUCCGAACCUCAUAAAAGGUCUGCAGCGCGUGAAGGCCAUCUGUCAGACCUUGAGGGUCCACGCCGGCCUCGAGAGUCUCUCGGUGAGCCAUUUCAAACAGGCCUAUCAGCACCAGAGCUUCAUCAACGUGACGCUGCCCAAAAAGGAAAUCCUGGCCGGCUGCUGCGUGCUGGUGUGCUGCAGACAGCUCAACUGGCCCGUUACCAUGGGAACCAUCAGCUACCUGGUGGGCGCUGAGGUGGACGAGGUGGGCGCCGUUUACCAAGAGAUGAUCAGGAUUCUCAAUGUCACCUCGCCGACUGUUUGCGUCACGGAUGUCAUGGCUUCACACUGUCAAGAGUAUAAAAUUAGUUCCCUUCAUGUUCCUGAAGAACUGGCAGAGAACCCAGCGGAGCUGACCAAACGAGCCGUGUCUCUGGUGGAGCUGGCGGCAGGUUCCUGGAUUGAAGUCAAAGACUUUGCUAGAACACAGAAGAUGCUGUCUGACUCUGGAAGUAAAACCUCGUAG
Cynoglossus semilaevis (tongue sole) is the source of this 909-nucleotide messenger RNA. RefSeq names its product transcription factor IIIB 50 kDa subunit-like. Gene Ontology annotation, molecular function: TBP-class protein binding. Gene Ontology annotation, biological process: DNA-templated transcription initiation; transcription preinitiation complex assembly. The record is from RefSeq and is a predicted model, not a curated record. Lineage: Eukaryota; Metazoa; Chordata; Actinopteri; Pleuronectiformes; Cynoglossidae. The transcript has 6 exons. Gene Ontology annotation, cellular component: nucleus; transcription preinitiation complex. Bases 211 to 909 code for a protein of 232 amino acids.